Messenger RNA from Gopherus evgoodei (Goodes thornscrub tortoise), 2315 nucleotides. It is a transcript of the gene TTLL2, whose product is annotated as tubulin tyrosine ligase like 2. Lineage: Eukaryota; Metazoa; Chordata; Testudines; Testudinidae. Gene Ontology annotation, cellular component: cilium. Gene Ontology annotation, molecular function: tubulin-glutamic acid ligase activity; tubulin binding. The record is from RefSeq and is a predicted model, not a curated record. The transcript has 3 exons. Gene Ontology annotation, biological process: protein polyglutamylation; microtubule cytoskeleton organization. The coding region runs from base 415 to 2082 and encodes 555 amino acids.
AUUGAUGAGUACAGUCAUGUGUGUGUGUUAAGCACUUUCUAGUCCUUGGCCUUUCUUGUGAAAGAGGGAAUUUAUACAGGAAAAAAAAAUCUUGUGAAAAGGAUUUCAUUCCCAGCUGAUGAUGGAGGACACACAACAGGGGUUGAGAGCAUAAGGGUUAGAAGCCUUCUUUGUUUCAUACCAGAUUAACAGAAAUGUAAUGAUUCGUAAGAUGCUGAAUUCAACUGCAUUUCAACUGGCAGAGUAAGAAAAGGGAAAUUUUUUGAUGUAGAGGAGCUUCUGCAGCAGGUUUGGGGGAAGGGCAGAGCACUGCCACCGAAGCAGCAAUAUCCCCUAAAUCAGCUAUCGACUGGGAUUUCGUGACCGCCACAGAGAGAAGGGGCAGCAGAGCCUUCAAAAAAUAAGGCCCACACAAUGGCAUCUGACCAUGAUGGAGAAGACAUCCUGAAGCCUCUGAUCUUCCGUCUCCAUGAGAGCGUUCCUGAAGCAGUCCGUGAGGUCUUACUGGAACGUGGUUGGAGUGAAUUUGAUGAACAAGAGCAAGAUGAAGCAGACUGGAAUCUGUAUUGGCAGAACUCUCCUUUCCGUAUGACUGACCACCGAAGCAUUAAACCAUGGCAGAGGCUCAAUCACUAUCCAGAAACAGUGAGGAUCACAAGGAAAGACUAUCUGGCAAGGCAUCUGAAACGCAUGAAGGGAAUUUAUGGACCAUCUCUUUGUGAGUUUAGUCCAGUGGCAUUCAUCAUGCCUAAUGACUAUGUCAAGUUUAUAGCAGAGUACACCAAGGAGAGACAGUCACAGGGCAAAAAGCCAAGCUAUUGGAUUUGCAAGCCUGUAGAUUUGUCUCGUGGAAGGGGCAUACUCAUUUUCCAGGACAUUAAAGACUUUGUAUAUGAUUGCAUGGUCAUUGUGCAGAAGUACAUUAGUAACCCUUGGCUUAUUUCUGGGUACAAAUCAGAUCUCCGCCUCUAUGUCUGUGUCACCAGUUUUUGCCCCCUUACCAUUUACACUUAUGAUGAAGGGCUGGUGAGGUUUGCCACUGAAAAGUUUGACCUCAGUUCUCUGGACAACGUUUAUGCCCAUCUGACAAACACCAGCAUCAAUAAAUUUGGCGCCUCAUACAAAAAAAAUAAAGAAGGGAUCGGCCGUGGCUGCAAAUGGACUUUCAGCAAAUUUCGAUCUUACCUACGCAGCCAUGAGGUGGACGACCUGCUUCUGUGGCAGAGAAUAAACAACAUUGUAAUGCUGACCCUGCUUGCUAUAACCCCUUCUGUUCCAUUGACAUCCAAUUGCUUUGAGCUGUUUGGGUUCGACAUUCUGAUAGAUGACACAUUCAAACCAUGGCUUUUAGAAGUAAACUACAGCCCAGCCUUGCACCUAGACUGUUCCAUUGACACAACAGUGAAAAAAAGACUUCUCCAUGAUAUCAUUGAAUUGCUAAAUUAUAAGCAAACUGACACCUUGAGAGAAAACAAAGGGCCUGGCACUAAAACUUCAUAUGCUGGUAGAACACAUAUCCCCUUGAGGACACAGGAUGAAAAUGCAACAGAUGAUGCUCCCAAUAUCCUUGCUUCUAGGCAAGAGAGUGAAUGGACUGCCACUUCUGCAGUGCAGUCUCUCUUGGAGGUUGCAGGAGGUUCAUUUAAGAAGGAGGCCAUAGUGAUGGGGAAAAUGGCCAGAACACAUCCAAGGAAAACACUAACCUCACAGCUCCGGGAAAAGAUGAACAGGCCGAAAACAUCUUCACAAUCAAAUGCGGCGUCUAAAAGCAAACAGCUGCCAGGCGCUAGGCACCCUGCACAUGCAUCUGUCCAAGUCACCCACUGGUUGCCUACCACUGAGUUAUGUAGCUACAAAUUAACUAUUCCUCCAUAUUUUCUCUCCACUAAAGACAAAAGGCCCUUCCCUCGAGUAGGUGAUUUUGUCCUUAUAUUUCCUUUCAACGAUGCUGCACUUGAAGCCUCAAGAAAUGGAAUAGAUGUAAAAAGCAUCGUACAAGAAAUACACAAGUUAAUGAACAAACAGUCGCCCCCAGGACAGCAGAAAGUAAAGAAGAGAAAAGAUUAUUUAACUUUUAGAUAACUCAGUGGAUGUUAGGCUAUAAGCUGCCACACAAUGAAAGAGGAAGACAAUAACCAGAUAUGAAUCGUGCUAUUGACACAUCUUAGCUGGUGGCUUAGUUUGAAGAUGGUGGGUAUGUGCGGAAGUCAUCUCAGAAAUAGGGAUCUUGCAAAACCACACACAAUUUGAAAAUGUCUCUUGUGAUUUAAGAACGACGCUAGGCAAUUAUUUUGUUAAAUAAAAGGAUGAAUUGC